Molecule: messenger RNA, 3462 nt
Organism: Styela clava
Lineage: Eukaryota; Metazoa; Chordata; Ascidiacea; Stolidobranchia; Styelidae
Product: ceramide synthase 6-like
Biological process (GO): ceramide biosynthetic process
Cellular component (GO): membrane
Molecular function (GO): DNA binding; sphingosine N-acyltransferase activity
Source: RefSeq, a predicted model, not a curated record
AGAUUUCAAAGUACAGAACUAAAGCAAUCUUUUCUCUUUUUGAAGUUUAUUAGUCAUGACAAAACACAGCACGACUAUCUACUGGUUUUGGAGUGAAAAAUUUUGGUUAUCCAACAAUUUAACAUGGAAAGAUUUAGAAAAUACAGCAAAAAGAAGUUAUGGCCAAGCUGGUGAUUUGUUGUGGGCUGUCCCCCUAGCUUUACUUCUUUUUGCAGUACGAGUGCUGUUUGAGAGAUUUAUUGCUAAACGAAUGGGGAUGAAAUUGAAUAUUCCUGAUGCGCCUCACAAGCGUCCAUCCGAGAACAAGAUAUUAGAAAAAGUUUAUGCAACAAUAACUAAAAAACCAGACCAAGAAAGAUUAGAUGGAUUAUGCAAACAGCUUGACUGGAAGGAACGCCAAGUUCAAAGAUGGUUUCGCAGACGUAACAGAAUAGAAAGACCAACAACUCUCAAAAAGUUUUGCGAGGGGGCUUGGCGAUUUUUCUUUUAUUUUUCAAGCUCUAUUGCAGGGAUUUUGAUUGUGUACAAAGAAGAAUUUCUUUGGGAUACGAGAAGGUUCUUCACGAAUCAUCCACGCGAUCAUCAGUUAAUAUCUUCCCAUUACUGGUACUAUAUGCUAGAAUUGUCAUUUUAUUGCGCACUUUGUUUUUCUCAAUUUUUUGAUAUUCGAAGAAAAGAUUUUCUGGAAAUGUUUAUCCACCAUAUUGCUACUAUCAUGCUCAUUUCAUUUUCUUACAUUGCAAAUUUUACAAAAAUUGGUGUCGCAAUCAUGCUCACUCAUGAUUUUUCAGAUGUUUUCCUUGAAUUUGCGAAACUUGCAAAGUACGCAAAACGUAAGAAAUUGACAACUAUUGGAUUCAUUCUAUUAUCUAUUACAUUUGUAGCUACAAGACUGGUCAUAUUUCCAUUUGGCAUCAUUAGCAGUGUAUGGUACGAAGGAAUGGUUAUUUUGAAACCAUUUUCUUUUGCUUUACAAAUUCUAUUUUGUGCUCUUUUAUUGUUACAAGUGCUACAUCUUUACUGGUUCACUCAUUUAUUGGGAGUGGCAUACUCAACAUUAUUCCUCGGUGAAAAUGAAAGAGAUUCCCGGAGUGACUCUGAGAGCUCUACUUGUGAGGAUGACAAAUAGCACCACAAUGAUUUUAAAACCCGUUUAGACUGUGUUUAGGUACAUUCUUUUGAUGCUGUGCCAUAAAUUUUGAGAUUUUUUGAAAAAAGGAGAGUUGUGUUAAAUCAUGAUUAAUGUUCAAGUUUGAAAUGAUUAGUACAUUAUGCCAAUGUUUUUUUUCUAUUGGUAAUAUGCUGCAAUGAAAUAGAUUUCACAUACUUUCAUUUCAAGAUGUGUUGUAAUUUUUUUUUUCUUCAUAACAUUAUAUUGAUUGCAAAAUUGAAUAACAUAUAGCGUAUUUUUACAAAACACUCAAAAAAUUGCUUUCACUGACACAGUUGCAGUUAUUUUACUAGGGCAGGAAAAUGUUAUAUUUCUCAUUCUUAUUGAACAAUCAGUUUCGAAGGAUCAAAAUCAUCAUAAACCCAACUAUUUUUUGCUGAGUAAAUUGAAUUAUUGAUUAAUUGUUGUUAGUUUCGAAUAAAGAGCAUUAUAACAUUUUAACGAACUAAUUUUUAUGCAAAACUACAUAAUAAAACAUCAAUUGCAAUAGUAAAUAUGUUAGACAGUGGUUUGCAAACUUUUUGAGAUGUGCCCCCUUUUUAAAAUUUGUCAAGUUUUGCGUCACCCCUAAAAAUAACUAGCUAACAAUAAGCUACAAAUAACAGAUAGUAAGGCAAAAUUAUGUUUUAUUCAAAAAACAUGUCGAAAAUGCGUGGAUGGAGCCCGAGCAGGAUCAAAUGCAACAAAUAUUUUUCUUUCAAUUAGCUUCUCAAUCCCCCCUCCAAAAUUGUCUAUGUCCCUGAUUGGGGGGUUGUCCACCCUUUGAGAACCACUGUGUUAGCAUCAAUGUUAAAAAUCUGAUAUACUGAUAAUAAUAGUACAUCCAUAUAUUAGUUUUAUCAAGACAGGCUUGAUAGAAACAUUCAAGGUAUAUUAUUUUCUAUCAAUGUAAUGCAAUGAUUUCUUAUUACUACAAAACGAUUUCCUUGUUUGCAAGUACUAACAAAUUAACAUAUCUUUAUACUUUAUGUUGAGGUUAAUAAUAUUAUAUUUUUUAUUUGUGUAGCAAAUAGCGAUCAAGAUUAAUUAACCGGAAUAGAACGUAGAAAUGGAAUUUUCUAUGUCAUAUAUGUAUACGAAUCAUUUUUUCUAAUGUUUUAAAUUUUAUUUCAUAGUUCAUGUUCCUAAUAUGGAAAAUUAUUUUUCAUUGAAAAAUCAAAUGUUUUAUUUAUUAUGAAUUUCUGUUACUCAAAGAUCGUAAAGUGUUUUUGUGAAUUUUUCAAGGAUUAGAUUACAGCUCAAACGUGGUUUCGAUGUAAACUCGUAAUUUCAUUAUUGUGAAUGGUCAUAUUUUGCAAUUCAAUGUUGUAUCAAGUCAUUAUUUUUGAAAUGAAUGAUCAUUUGGCUGAAAUUUGACUAACACAGGUAUACCCUGGUUUCAAUUAUAUAUAUUUAAAAAACGAUCUUUUUCAAAUAAUAUAAAUUUUUUUUUAAUUUAAAAGUAGUUUGAUAAUAUAGGCGUAAUGAAAAAGUUUUAUACAUUGCUAAUUAUAUAGGAUUUCCUUAUAGCAGUGAAAGAGCCAGCAGCAGAAUGACUCUUAUCUAGCAAUUAAUUAUUUUUGCAUAGAGAAAUGACUAAUAGGUAAAUGUUGCAGGACUAAGGGAUUUUAAACUUUGCAUGUCAAUAUUGAUAUUGCGCACAGAUUGUUUGUGCAACAUAUGUAAAGAAGCAUUGCAUAAAUUUGAACAAAUCAUAUAGUCUUUUGAGAAACGAUAUGUGUGUUGUUAGCAAGGCUUAUUAUUGCACUUUCAUCAUGAUAUUUAUGCAAUAUACAACAGCCCUUUAUGUGAUGAAAUUCAGUCUCAAGUUGCAACCUCGCAUUGCAGAUUAUUGCUAAUGGGCACACAUCACAAUGCCCUUUGUGUGUGAGAAAAAAAAAAACUAUUGAUAAUGUUUUUACCAGUUUGAUGACUUUAUCUGUUGAAUCACUGCUAGGUUCAAUGAAUAAAUACUGAACAUUCAAAGUUUCUUUGAACGCUUACUCAUUGUAUAUAACAGUAAGCUGUGACAUGACAGUUCUAUUACACAGUAUCAAUAAUAUGUUUUUGUUUGAUGCUCAAAUAUUUUAAAAAAUGGAAAAAGGGAAAGUUAAAUUUGACGUAACUCCAUUCGUGUAUGUUAUUUUGUCCUGUACAGGUGCUAAAAGAGAUUGUCGUGUGCUGAAUAUAUUCUAUGGAAUCAUGUUGUGGUUUAUUCAAUGAACUGCCCUUAUUUAUUUGAUUUAUUUUAUUAACCUGCACAAUUGCAAUGUUAUAUUAUUUGAAUAUAAUACAGACUAAUUAUGUUGAAA